GGGCCUUAUGGCUUAGCCUUCUGGUCCUUUCAUCCCUCCGUGCAGUGGGUUUCCAUUACUGACCUCGCCAAAGAUCAAAUGAAACGUGAAAUGGGCUAUUCUGAAGCCCCGAGGCCCAGAUGGAUCGAUAUGCAAGCCAAGGGCAGAACUAGGGCUCUGUGAAUCGAAGCACACUGGCCUACUUCGUCGCUGGAGACCUUCUGUCUAGAAGCAAUUCCUACUAGGGCUGGCUGGAUUCCAGCCGCCUUGGGCCGGCGCGGCCGCUUUAAGAGAGGGGCGGGGCCCGGCACAGGCGAGGCAGGGCCUGCCCACAAGGCUGCUUUUUUCCUUUUUUGAUCCAUUCAAAAAUUACUCAUUGCAAAUUCCCGGACAGCUCGGGGAGGAGAAGCUGGGAGGGCGGAGGACAGAGAAGGCUGCAGCGGUGCGACGCUGGGACUCCCGGAUCCGGCGGGCUGAGGUCGGACCCGCAGCAGCCACCGGCCCGCGCCGAGCUCCAGUGGCCUUUCCAGGAAGCGUCAGUCUCCGCCCGGAGAUCGGGGAGCACCGCCCCCACCGUCCUCCCGGGACCCCCAGCUCUUGCGAGCGGGCGAUGGGCGGCCGCUGAGCGGGCACUCGGCAUCGCGACCCCAGCCCUCGGCAUGGCCGCUCGCGAGGAGCUGUACAGCAAAGUCACCCCGCGCAGGGACCGUCUGCAGCGCCCGGGCACCGUCAAGCAUGGGUCGGCGCUGGACGUGCUCCUGUCCAUGGGCUUCCCCCGCGCCCGCGCACAAAAGGCUCUGGCAUCCACUGGAGGAAGAAGCGUUCAGGCAGCAUGUGACUGGUUGUUCUCCCAUGUCGGCGACCCCUUCCUUGAUGACCCCCUGCCUCGAGAGUAUGUCCUCUACCUCCGCCCGACUGGUCCAUUAGCCCAGAAGCUCUCUGACUUCUGGCAGCAGUCCAAGCAGAUCUGUGGGAAGAACAAGGCCCACAACAUCUUCCCACACAUCACCCUUUGCCAGUUCUUCAUGUGCGAGGACAGCAAGGUGGACGCUCUAGGAGAAGCCCUGCAGACUACUGUCAGUCGAUGGAAAUGUAAGUUCUCAGCCCCGCUGCCCCUGGAGCUGUACACCUCCUCCAACUUCAUCGGGCUCUUCGUGAAGGAAGACAGCGCCGAGGUCCUCAAGAAGUUCGCGGCUGACUUUGCCGCCGAGGCUGCAUCCAAAACAGAAGUCCAUGUGGAGCCUCAUAAGAAGCAGCUGCAUGUGACACUGGCCUACCAUUUCCAAGCCAGCCACCUACCCACCCUAGAGAAGCUUGCCCAGAACAUCGAUGUCAAGCUAGGGUGCGACUGGGUGGCCACCAUAUUCUCUAGGGAUAUCCGAUUUGCUAACCAUGAGACGUUACAGGUGAUCUAUCCCUAUUCACCCCAGAAUGAUGAUGAGCUGGAGUUGGUCCCAGGGGACUUCAUCUUCAUGUCUCCCAUGGAACAGACCAGCACCAGUGAGGGCUGGAUCUACGGGACCUCGCUGACCACUGGCUGCUCUGGGCUGCUUCCUGAGAAUUACAUUACCAAGGCUGAUGAGUGUAGCACCUGGAUCUUCCAUGGUUCCUACUCCAUCUUAAAUACAGUAUCAUCCAGCUCACUCGCGUUUGGUGACGGGGCGUUAGAGAGGCGACAGUAUGAGGAUCAAGGUCUUGGGGAGACAACACCCCUCACUAUCAUCUGCCAGCCCAUGCAGCCCCUGAGAGUCAACAGCCAGCCAGGGCCCCAGAAGCGAUGCCUCUUUGUGUGUCGGCAUGGGGAGAGGAUGGACGUUGUAUUUGGGAAGUACUGGCUAUCCCAAUGCUUCGAUGCCAAAGGCCGCUACAUACGCACCAACCUGAACAUGCCUCACAGCUUACCUCAGCGGAGUGGCGGUUUCCGGGAUUACGAGAAAGAUGCUCCAAUCACCGUGUUUGGGUGUAUGCAAGCAAGACUAGUAGGUGAAGCCUUGUUAGAAAGUAAUACCGUUAUUGAUCACGUGUAUUGCUCUCCAUCCCUACGCUGUGUUCAGACUGCACAUAAUAUAUUGAAAGGUUUACAACAAGACAAUCACUUGAAGAUUCGGGUCGAGCCGGGCUUAUUUGAAUGGACAAAGUGGGUUGCUGGAAGCACAUUGCCGGCAUGGAUACCUCCAUCAGAGUUAGCUGCAGCCAACCUGAGUGUUGAUACAACCUACAGACCUCACAUUCCAGUCAGCAAAUUGGUGAUUUCGGAAUCCUACGACACCUACAUCAAUAGGAGUUUCCAGGUGACGAAAGAGAUAAUAAGUGAAUGCAAGAAUAAAGGAAAUAACAUUCUGAUCGUGGCCCACGCGUCUUCCCUUGAAGCGUGUACUUGCCAACUCCAAGGCCUGUCCCCGCAGAACUCCAAGGACUUCGUACAAAUGGUCCGGAAGAUCCCGUACCUAGGCUUCUGUUCCUGUGAAGAAUUGGGAGAAACUGGAAUCUGGCAACUGACAGACCCUCCCAUCCUUCCCCUUACCCAUGGACCCACUGGGGGCUUCAACUGGAGAGAGACCCUCCUGCAAGAAUAAGCUACCUGGGAGAUGGGAAGGACUGGCCGUUUGCAGAUGAGUCCUCAGGAUGUUCCGUAGCAGUGGGAAAGCCCACACUGCAUUCAAAGCAGACAGCUCAGAAUCAUUUAGUGUAUUUCUUUUCAUGCUUUAGGGGAUGGUGAGAUUGUGUCAAUGAGAGAAAGUCUAGUGAUUCCGAGGGAGAAUUUUAAAAAUCCAUCGCUCUGUUCUUGCCUAGCUAACAAGGCUUUGGAGAACUGUCUUCCUAAGCUGAGCACCUGCUGCAGCAGAAACUACCUUCCUCCUUCAGGCUGUGCAUGGCUAAAGAGCCUCAUUCUUCUCCCAGAGAGCUGCUCCCACCCUCAAAUGGCAUGCAAGAGGAAGAAGGACUGUGUCUGGAAUCCAGCUGGGUUGGGAAUCGUCUUUUGUAUUCCAUUUGCAAGUCAGGCAAAGCCACACUGAGGAGUGCUUUGGUGGUUGUUAGGAACCGUAAGAGUAGUCCGGUGUCAGACAGCAGACUCUACUCUCAGCAGAUUCUGUCCACUAGCAUGCAAGGCACCUGCUUGAAGACUUACAGCAUUUACCCUGGUACCACCACUUGAUCUCCAGAGCAGCCUGGCCCUUCAUGCUUCUAUCUGUGAAAUGGGAAGAACAGCCCUUUUGCUCGCCCCAAGCACUUUAGGAAUCAUGCAAUCAUUGAAUCAUUGAAUGGGAGGUGCAGCGACUGGCAGAGUAUUAAUCAAGUUGAAAUGACCCCUAUGAUGGCCGGAUGAACUGUGAAGUCCCCAAGCCUGUGUGAAUCAGGACCUGUCUUUUCACCCAGGCUCUCAACUGUGUUAAGCAGUUAAGGAGAUUGAUAUUUGAAAGGAUGUAUGUUCAAUUCACUAUUUGGAUCAGCAAAAAAAAAAAAAGAAAAAGAAAAAAAACCUCCAGUGCAAUAUAGAUAUUUUUAGAAUCUAUAUCAAAGGUCGUGUUGUUGGUCACAUACUGUCCAUGUCCACUGUAGCAGAACGUCCAUAGGUUAGCCAGUUUUGGGUUGUCUAGGAAGCCCAGGACUAAUGUGAACAGUGACAGUCACACUGUACUGCUUCUUUUGCUGCCCUCUUUGCUUUUCUAUGGUCAUUUAAAACAGCUGGCGGGGAGGACCACUUGAAGGAAGGAGAGUCACAGCCUAUCAGUGGGCUCUCACUACACCCACUUCCUGUAUUUAGAGAGAGUGCGUGUAUUUAAAAGAAGAAUAAAUGACAAUCAAACCGAAA
Molecule: messenger RNA, 3793 nt
Organism: Grammomys surdaster
Lineage: Eukaryota; Metazoa; Chordata; Mammalia; Rodentia; Muridae
Gene: Ubash3b
Product: ubiquitin associated and SH3 domain containing B
Exons: 14
Coding region: 639-2555 (638 amino acids)
Biological process (GO): negative regulation of bone resorption; negative regulation of signal transduction; collagen-activated tyrosine kinase receptor signaling pathway
Cellular component (GO): cytoplasm
Molecular function (GO): protein binding; protein tyrosine phosphatase activity
Source: RefSeq, a predicted model, not a curated record